Nasonia vitripennis (jewel wasp) is the source of this 1512-nucleotide messenger RNA. It is a transcript of the gene mge, whose product is annotated as mitochondrial import receptor subunit TOM22 homolog. Gene Ontology annotation, biological process: intracellular protein transport. The coding region runs from base 320 to 745 and encodes 141 amino acids. Gene Ontology annotation, cellular component: mitochondrial outer membrane. NCBI's taxonomy places the organism in Eukaryota, Metazoa, Arthropoda, Insecta, Hymenoptera, Pteromalidae. The record is from RefSeq and is a predicted model, not a curated record. The transcript is spliced from 3 exons.
CAAUCGAGCGUAGCACGCAGAGACCACGAGGGUCACGGCACAUCUAAUCUCUCUGUCUCUGUCUAUAUUUCUCCGUUCUCGGCUCAUUCGAAAAGCAGCCAGGCAGCAGAGCAGAUAGCCUGUGCUGUACCUCUGCGUGUGUAAUCUCGGUGUGCGAGUGCGACUUGGGCACCGAUUUUCGCUUAGCUCGACAGUCCAGUUCGGCGACUCUCCUUCAUCGGCAAUCACGCGAGAGAGCUCAGGGCUUCUCUCAGGAACGUCAGUGACAAGUGUCGGCAGUCGUGGAGCUCUAGCAGCUCGGCGACAGUAGUGCGCUUAUAUGGCCACCAUCACCGAGGAGCCCGAGCAGUUGGACAGCGGCAUGGGCAGCAGCGAUGCGCGUUCACCCGAAGUCAAGACCCUGCUACCCUUCGACGACGAGGAAGACGAAGAGGAUGAAACCCUUACCGAGAGACUCAUCGGACUCACAGAGAUGUUCCCUGAGAAAGUCAGGAACAUCAGUUACGACACUGCUGUCUGCAUGAAGAACUGCGUUAAAGGUUUGUACUCCUUAUCGUGUACUGCCACAUGGUUGAUCUUCAGCUCCUCUGCCAUCCUUUUUGCACCCUUGAUUUUCGAAAUAGAACGUGCGCAAAUGGAAGAAGCACAGCGCAAUCAACAAAAGCAAGUUUUACUUGGACCAACCUCGGCUAUGUCUGGACCAACUCCGUCUGGUUUCCCGAUGGCUCCUCCUAUUCAAAGAUAAUUAUCUCACUGAAGCAUUUAUGAAACAACUUUAAACAGUUGUUUUUGAACCAUUAUUGCAUUGUCACAUUGAUACAUUUAUUCUUGUUCACAAAUAUGUCUUACAACAGAUAAUGUCAUGUGAAUUAGAACAAUUUAAAAGCGUUUUAGUAAUAAAAAAUCUGUUAUUAGUGCUGAGUUUUAAAAUUAUGUGUAAUAUAGUAGUAUAAUACUGAUGAUAAUUACCAAAAAUUCACAAUGUUACAUCUAAUAUAUAUUUAUAGAAGUCACUUAUGGAGUUUGUAGCAUUUUAUUUACGUAGCGCUCUGCUCAGUAAAUCUUUUACAAACUACAUCAUUCCAAAUCAUGGCAUUCUUCAGCUAGUAUGCUCUUUUUUUGUUUAUGAUGACUGUAGGCAUAACUUUAUAUACAAUGUGACAUAAAAUCACCUUUAAAAUCAUUCAUAGUUCCAGCAUGGUUUGAUGUUGCGAACGAUCGCACAAUCAAAUGAUUUUGUACCAUAUCAUUUAAUGUUAUGACAUUAAUUGCAAAUUACAAUAAAAGAUGUGAAAAAUCCCAAAUAAAAUUAUUCAAAGCUUACUUAUUAAAAACAGCAAUGAACUCAUAAUUUAAAGUAAAGAAGAUAAUUAAAUACAUUUAUUCAUUUUGCUUAACCUACUACGCUUUUUACACUUAUAUUUAUUAUUUUCUUGCCAGAAAAGACCAAAAAUACCGCAGACUACGCUUCUAUCUCCCCUAAGCAAUAAAUACUCAUUACAAUGAAUCAAA